AUGGCGCUCUGCCCAGUCGACGACUUCAUGCGAGAAAUGGACAUUUUCGUCAAGGGAUAUCCUGCCAUCCUUGGCCACGACAUCGCCGACACCGUGGAGGCUUUUGGUUCUGAGACUGCGGCAGUGUUCAAGCGCGGCAUGCGGGUGUUGGCGUUUGCCCCAGCCUCCUACCACAGCGGGGAGCCGCGAUACGGCGGAUCUCAGAGGUUCCGACUUCUUGAACCCAGCUGUCUCCAGGCACGGGACGAGACUCCUCCCAAUAGCCUGCAGAAUGCAACUCCGAGCCUUCAGGAUACAACCAUUGAUGCACGGAGUCCUCUUCCGAACACGAACGCUCUCUUGAAAUUCGCAGGAAAUCUCAUUCUCAAAUGGUGCAAAGCCACUGGCAACAAUGUCCGUCGGGCUGAAUCGACUCCUGGAGAAGCGGCGAAAACCACCACGUUCGGAAUUGAAAAGGCUGCCACGACAUUUCGAGAACCGAGCAACAGUUUCCCGGCUCACACUCCUGAUCUCCUAAGUCUCCAGCGUUGGGCUGUGCUCAAUCGACUCAACAGCAUGGAGCGUACAGAGAUGGACAAAAUAUGCCUCUAUAAGCACUGUUCGAGACGCUCUUGA
Fonsecaea erecta is the source of this 615-nucleotide messenger RNA. RefSeq lists its product as hypothetical. NCBI's taxonomy places the organism in Eukaryota, Fungi, Ascomycota, Eurotiomycetes, Chaetothyriales, Herpotrichiellaceae. The record is from RefSeq and is a predicted model, not a curated record. Bases 1 to 615 code for a protein of 204 amino acids. The transcript has 2 exons.